Molecule: messenger RNA, 2651 nt
Organism: Phyllopteryx taeniolatus (common seadragon)
Lineage: Eukaryota; Metazoa; Chordata; Actinopteri; Syngnathiformes; Syngnathidae
Product: zinc finger protein 501-like
Exons: 7
Coding region: 366-1970 (534 amino acids)
Biological process (GO): central nervous system development; regulation of transcription by RNA polymerase II
Cellular component (GO): nucleus
Molecular function (GO): DNA-binding transcription factor activity, RNA polymerase II-specific; RNA polymerase II cis-regulatory region sequence-specific DNA binding
Source: RefSeq, a predicted model, not a curated record
UCAAGAAGAAGAGUGUCUAAAUUGUCCGUAGGUGUGAAUGUGCGUGUGAGUGGUUGUUUGUUUGUAUGUGCCCUGCGAUUGGCUGGCAACCAGUUCAGGGUGUACCCCGCCUCCUGCCCGAUGAUAGCUGGGAUAGGCUCCAGCACGCCCGCGACCCUAGUGAGGAGAAGCGGCUCAGAAAAUGGAUGGAUGGAUGGAUUUUGUUUAGACCAUAAUUUGAAACACUGUCGCCGCCAUUUUUAGCGUGCGCAAAGAAUUCUGGGAAUGAUGACGUAAAAUGGCUGUUGUAAAAUUACGUUGCUGCUCUCUGGGGAGCUAAAGCUAGCCACUUGCGAAAAACUUAUCGUCAGCGAGAAUAGUUAAAAAUGCCAUACUGCGCCGCUUUAGGAUGCCAUUUCCAAUCAGGACGGAAUGCAAAAAAGGAGAACACUACAUCAGAUAUUUCAGCUUAUGAGGAACUCAUAGUACCCCACACUUCUACAGGUCAGACUGAAGAAGAACAUAUGGAAACAGAUAAACUUCUGGGACAUGUGAAAAAAGAGGCCACCAUUUUGUCAACCAAUGUGCUGCUCAAGAUAGAAAAUACUCAGAACACACCCUCAGAUAUUUCAGCUAGUGAGGUACUUGUAGUACCAAACGCAUCUACAGUGCAGACUGCAGGAAAACAUAUGGUCUCAACAUCAGCGCAAACAGACUCUCCACCGGACAAGCCAAUAUUUUGCCUUGAUUGUCUCAAACCUGUUGUUGCCGUUAGAAUGAUUGAAAAAUUGCACAAUUAUGCCAAGCCAGCUCCAGUAAGAGGCCGACGUCGCAAGCAACAACAAGUUGCUGACUCACAGAUAAUUUCUACUCCUGUGAAAGCAGACGUCAGUGAAAAAUAUCUUCGUCCUUGGCAGCGGGAGACAGAGUCACCCCAUGUUAAACCGGUGGAAGAAGAGCCCCCUCUCAUUAAAGAGGAAGAGGAGGAGCCCUGUCAAAUAAAAAAGGAGAUUGAAGAUGAAGACAAGGGUCAAAGUGAGGAAAACAGGGGAGCAGAGCCUCCGAGGAGCAGCUCAAGUCAACACAUGACAACAGAAGGUGAUGGAGACUACUGUGGAGGUUCACAGGCAGAUAGUGACAACACGUCGUCAUACUCACCGAACACUGAUGAUGAGGAGGAGGAGGAUUAUGAUGAUGAUGAUUAUGAUUAUGAAGAAGAUGAUGAUGAUGAUGAUAAUGAUGAUGGCGAUGAGGAUGAUGAACACUCUGAAGAUGAUAUGCCACGUGACAGCAAAGUAUGGAAAUGUUCUCGGUGUGGGAAAAAAUUUCAUUUAAAGCACAGUUUGAACAGUCACAUGAGAAGACACACUGGAGAGAAACCUUUUGUCUGCUCCGUUUGUGGCAAAAGCUUCUUUGACAAGUCAAAUUUAACAAGUCACACAAGAACACACACUGGAGAAAAACCUUUUGUCUGUUCAUUGUGUGGCAAAAGCUUCUCUGCAAAGGCAAGUUUAACAAGUCACACAAGAACACACACUGGAGAGAAGCCUUUUGUCUGCUCAGUUUGUGGCGAACGCUUCUCUGAAAAGGAACGUUUAACAAAACACACAAGAACACACACCGGAGAGAAACCUUUUGCCUGCUCACUUUGUGGUCAAAGAUUCUCUCGUAAGGCACAUAUACAAAGACACAAAAGAACACACAGUGGAGAAAAACCUUUUGCUUGUCAUGUUUGUGGCAAAAGAUUCAGUCAGAAGGGAAACUUAAAAAUACACACAAGAACACACACUGGAGAGAAACCUUUUACCUGCCCAGUUUGUGGUGAAAGCUUCUCUGUAAAGUCAAGUUUAACAUCUCACACAAGAACGCACACUAAAGAGAAACCUUUUGUCUGCUCCGUUUGUGGUCAAAUAUUCUCCCAAAAACGACAAUUAGGAAAGCACAAAAACACACACAUUGGGAAAACCAUUCAGUCUCAGCGUGUGUGCUAAAAGUGUAAUGGUUUUGUUCGGAGACACAAGUGUGGUGGUGAGAAUAGCGAUGGUUGCGGCUUUGAAAAAAAAAAAAAAAACUCAAGAAACUGACUCUGGGAAUUUGCAAAUGAUUUUGGAUAAAAUAUGACAUUUACGACAAUGAUGUAAAAGAAGCUAACCCAAUGAUUUUAUUGGUGACAGAAGAACCAUUGUGUUGUGUACUUAACCUUUGUUAUUUCAAACAUGCAAAUCAAAUAAGAUUCAAAUUUUAAUAGUAGUGAGAAGAAGCUGUGCUUAUCAAAUCCCACCCCGUUUUCCACAAUUUUAAAUAAAAUCACUUGUUCCAAUCCCUCAACUGACUUUCAUUGCACUGUGAAAAAUUGGAAAGAACAAAAAUAAUUUAAUUAUAACAAGAACAAAAAAAAAGCACGUACUCCCGGUAUCUCUCAAGAGUCAUGUUUUUAUAGAGGGUUCCGGCGCAAGUAUCAGGGUCCGAAAUUAGCACAUGCCAGUCGCCAAAUGCGACUAAAUUAUCCGUUUGGCGAGUGAAUCUUAGAGCGGUUUGUACCCACGUACACAAAUAUACACGAGCAAUUCAUACUGUGGCGGCGUGUGUCCUGCAGUCAGUAAUAUUGGAGCAGGGCGUGUCCUGCUAGGAAAGUGCGUGGGAUUCCUAUAACGCUGAUCUCCGUUAUCAGC